Messenger RNA from Planococcus citri (citrus mealybug), 8432 nucleotides. It is a transcript of the gene lilli, whose product is annotated as lilliputian. The coding region runs from base 699 to 6686 and encodes 1995 amino acids. The record is from RefSeq and is a predicted model, not a curated record. The transcript is spliced from 21 exons. Gene Ontology annotation, biological process: regulation of gene expression. Gene Ontology annotation, cellular component: super elongation complex; nucleus. Lineage: Eukaryota; Metazoa; Arthropoda; Insecta; Hemiptera; Pseudococcidae.
UGGUACUAAAAAAUCUAGAAAACAAAGGGUAUCCCCUUUCUUCGUAGCUUUUCUCCAUUAUUUAGUUUUAGUUUUAAUUAUCAAUUUUCAAUGUGAAUCAAUGUGAAGUGACGGUAAAUUGAUGCAUAAUUAUUUAAUCAAGUGUCAAUGAUAACCAUUUAUCUCAAUAUGGCUCCUUACCUUAGCCCUUUAGCCCCAGGAAUGAAUUGUUUCUGUCGAUUGUGUGAAUGUGUGUACGUGUAAAGACAAUAGUGUUUUCUCUUUGACACUAAUAACAAUAAUCAUUCCUUUCGUUAAUGUUACGUAUAUACAUUUUUAGGUUGUUUUUUUGUCUUACCUCCGAUUCGAAUUCGACGACAUAAUUUGCAAUCGUCAGAAUAGUCUUACAAGUUUUUAACGAUCGUGUAAUUGUUGUGCGGAUUGAAAUGGACGAAAAAUGAUGUUGUAUUUUAGUACGUAUUUCUUACGAGUUUUCUUCAAUCGACAGUUUUUUUUGCAUUUUAUUAUCGCGUGAAAUUGAAAUUGCUAAUCUCGAUGUCAAUGCCUCCAGUGAUACAAGGUAUUUCUGCACGUGCUGAUGUCGAACGUGAAGAACACCUACACCUACACCCGAUCGGUUGAAUUGAAAACGGCGACAGCAAAACAGGCGUACUCGGGUUUCAAAAGCGAUUCGCCAACUCAAUGAACGAGUCGUGAUUAUGAAAGCGGGCAAUUAUUCGAUGAAAGCAGUCGCGGAUCUAAGUUCGAAAUCUGGUUAUGAACGAGAACGUUUGAGAGAACGCGAAAGAGAGGCUCGAGCUCAGAUGACCUAUGAAGCAGAUCAACGUGCAUCUCAAGAUAUGAUGAAUUCGGCGCCUCUAUUCGGCGAAAUUGUUCGCGUGAAUCCAAAAUCCAACGACAAAGAAAGACAACAAAUCGAACGUAAAUUAGGUCGAUUCGAAGAUGUCAAACACCUGUUAGCAGAUCAAGACGUGACAAAUCUUUUCGGCGUCGAUGGACAGCCUCCACCCAGUCCGGCGCCCAGCAUUUCUUCGAGCAGCUCGUCGUCGAUCGUCGGUCACGAAUUUAAAAAACCCAACGCCUGCCUUCAGACUCAUCAGACGAAAUCUUCGCAUCAUCACCAUCACCAUCAUCAUCAUCAUUCCAGCAGCAGCGCUCAAAGAAACUCUUUCGCCAAGCCCAGCGUCGAGGCCAAAAUGUCGUACACGAAUCGUGGCAAUUUUUACCCCGGUGGUUCGUCAGCGUCAGCUAAACACGGCAACGUUACGUCUAUCAACAACGUAUCUUCGACGUUUUCGACCAAAAAUGGCGGCUCAAACAUAGCCCCAAAUUUGUCACUAAGUGGCGGCAACAGUAAUUCGCUCUCCGCGACCAAUUAUCAUUACGGCGGUGCCGCAUCCGGUAAGAAUUCGUCGUCUAUGAGUCACGAUUACGCAAGCAGAAUUCAGCACUCGAUGGCGAAGAAUUUGCCUAAGCUCAACUGCGAGGUACGAGAUUCUUUGCGAGGUUUGGAUUCUAACGACGAUCAUGCAUCCAUUUCCCAAACCAAUGUGGAAAAUAUUUUGGACGAAAUGACUUCCGGAGUUAGAACACCGCUGACCGCAAUCGCAGCUACACCGCGUAAAGAAGUGGAAUCCAAAUUCACUUUUAAUCCGAUUUCUGGAAAGGUCGAGUCUUUACUGCCGUUACCGAGAACAUCGAUCGAUAAGGGUAGCAAAACGAGUACCGCGAAUAAUGCAUUAGGACCUACAGUCGGGCGCAGCUCUUUCAUGCCUUCUUCUUCGGCUUUUCGAAACGACCAAGUUACAAAUGUGUUGCAGCCGUAUUGUUUGACGAGUCCCGUAUUACCUUCUGCGGGCGGUAGUAACGCUGUUGCCAGGAAUGGCGGUUACGCUUAUCCGGCAUCCACCGCCUUAGUCGCUUCGUCAUCUGCCAACAAAGAACGAAUGGAUUCGAGCGUCGUGUUGCCGAAUUUGAAAUCGGAUCUCAGUUUGUCCGAGGAUACGGACGAUGGCGAUGGCGCAGAAAAUGACAACGACGAGGACGACAACGAUUGCGACGACGAAGAUGACGACGACGAUGAAGACGAUGACGACGAUGAAGAUGACGAAGAUGAACGGCGAAUUCGAGGACGACGCCAGCAUUCAAAGAGCGCUAGUGCGACGGACGAAAAAGACUGUAACAAGUACAAGAUAGCGGCAGCAGCAGCAGUGGCUGGUGGUUCGGCUUUCACUACUAAAAAAGAGCCUAUGUCGACGCCUCCUAAAAUGGAUGAUAUGCGGAAAGACGAAGCUGGUGCGGCGAGCGAGAUGAGAAAUUCGUCCUCCAGCGACGACAGCGACUCCGAUUCUGGUUCAGAGAGCGAAGACUCGAGCAGCGAUUCGCCUUCACCUCCGUCGUUACCAUUACCGGUGGUUACCGAACAGGAGGAAAGCAAACAUCGUUGGAAUUUGAAAAAUUUCUUGCCUCCGUCGGCGCACGGUAAUUCCGCGCCAACCUCCGCUCAUAAUUCGCAGCAGACCAAUCAUCGCGAGAAUUGCGAAAAAUCGAAAACGGACGAUUCGGACAGUUCGACUGGUAGCCGGAGAGUAAAAUCUAGACAAAGUUCGUGCAGUUCGUCGGAUUCGGAUGAUAAUAGCGCCAGGUCGCGCGCUUCGUCGCGUAAGCCGGCCACCGACAAAGCUAAAGCGAGUUCCAACGUCGGCUUCGUCAAGAAUAGCGGCGCUAGCACGUCCUCGAUGACCGGUUCCGUUGAUGACGGCGGUGGUGGCAGCGGUCGACGAAAGUACAGACUUCGGUCAUCUUCGUAUUCGCAGUCCUCGGACGACGAUUCGGAUCGAGCUUUGCCUUACGUCGCUUCGAAUUCUGUUCGCAACAAGGGUAUUCCCGUCGCUAGCAGCAGCAGCAACGUCUCUACCGCAAUAUCCGGCGGUAGCGGCGGCAAUGUGGCGGUGGCGGCUUCGUCAGUCGCCGGAUCUUUGAAUUGCGCCAAUAGUUUCGCGACCAACGGCAGCAGCAACGCUGCCGGUAAUGCCGGUUGCGGAAACGUAACGGUGGUUGGUGUGGUAAGGCCGCAUCAAAGAAAACCACCGUCGCCGCAGAUCUUCCAUCACAACGGUAGAAAUCACAACACGAGCGGACUGCGUGAUCUAUCUCCCGCCACCAACGGCGAACGCUUCGCCGCGUUCGUGCCGCAGCGAUCGCUGCAUUCGAGUAGCGCUACCGGUAACGCGGCGCCCGAACCGCAGUGCGAUCUAUCGGCCAGCCAUUCGGAAAACAGCAUGGUCUUGAAAAACGCCGUCAACAGAUCUCUAAUCAACGACCAUUAUCAGCAGGCUCGCAAUAGCAAUCACGCUAACAGCAUUACCAAAGUCGUCAACAGCCCCAAACUGUCCGGCAAAGCGAGUCUCACUGCCGUCAAUAGUAACGUCGACAGCGCCAAAACAGGCGCCCUCGCUUCCAACGACAAGUCGAGCUUGCCGACGUCGAAUAAAACCUCCAAGGUCGGCCGCAAAUCUAAAUCUCCAGCGUUAGCAGCUUCCAACGAAUCUCCGAUCAAGAAAAAGAAAGGACGUAAAAGUAAGGUCAAAGUGCCAGCAGAUGGAACCGACAGCGACGAGGAUACGCCCAAAACUAAACCGGUUCCGGAGAAGAGGAGGCCUGGUCGACCGCCUUCGAAGCGUAACGAUAACGCAGCCGAAGAUGCGGACUGGAAUUCGAGUUCGAGGCGUAAAAUGGCGGAUAAAUUUCCCAGCACGGCGGCGAACGUUUGGUGUGAUCGCGAAAGACGUCGGAGUAGUAUACGAAGCAGUUUUACCACCGUAGAUUCGGACAGCGAAAUAGAAUUUCCAACGGCGACGGUAAAACCUACGGCUCGCGUAAUGCCGGCUGUCAAGCGGAAGGAAGGCGGCGGCAGCGUACGCAUCAAUCGUGACUCCAGUUGCGAGUCGAUGAGAAACGCCAACGAUUUCAACGCUGUAUCAGAUGGCAUCAAGGGUGCCAGCGUCGGCGUGGCUAAAGCGCAAGAAAGUCCUCCCAAGCUGGACGUCGAAUGUAUAGCUGUUCAAGAUAAAAAGAAGAGCGACACGUUGAGAAAGUUAUUUUCGCGACGCGAAGAAGGCGGUGGCAAAAGUGGCGGCAAGGGCAAAGGGGGUAAAGGAAAGUGCGGCGUCAUCGUGAUGGAAUCCGAAGUUGAGCGCAAACUGUUGCAACGGUCGUCGGUGGUUAGUCCUACUUCGAUGGCCUCGCCACCACCACCGUCGCCGCCACCACCGCAGCAGUCGUCGUCGUCUUCUUCUUCGUUGAAUUUACCAAAAAUGCAAGAUCACAUUCCGGACAUGGCGUCUUCGCCUAAUUUAGCGCCAAACGACGGCGGCGUAGGUGGAAGCGGAAACGGUGUUGACAGCAGGUAUUCGGAAAUGUCGUGUAUUCCGUCUUCGGCGAUGGAUAGCGGCUGCUCGUCUACCAAAAUUGUCAACAACAACGUCGGCAAUACUAAUAUUGGUAGUAGCAGCAGCAGCAGCAGUAAUCAUCACUACCACCAUCAUCACCAUCACCAUCAUCAUCAUCCAAAUAGCGGCAGCGGCAGCGGCGGCGGUGGCAACAACAGCAAUGAAACCGGCGUCGAACGUAUCCCCAAAUUAACAUUCAACGAGGCUGGCAAGCCUUCGUUAAUAUGUAAAAUCGACCUGAGCAAGAUACCUUAUAUUUUAGCGAAGAAACGAUCGGAAGAAAUUCGGAUUAAAUCCGAACUACCCGACACCAGGCAAUCUUCGACAAACGCUACGCUAGACAGCGGCACUAGUGCGGCGGGUACGUCUGUCAUGGAUAUGGGUAAUGUGCCUUUGAUCGAAUCGAUUACGGAUCGCCGUCGUAAUAGCGAUUAUGUCGCUUCGAUGACUGCAGCAGCAACGUCUACCGUCACGCCUACAUGUGUCAUGAAUACGGAUACGGCGCCGUCGGUGGCGGACAUGCAACAAAAUGACCCGCAUCGCGAGCGUAAUAAACAACAUACGAGGGUAGCGUCGCCGGUGUCGUCGUCGCAUUCGCGUAAAAAGCAUUCGUCCAAGAAAGCGAAAAGCACCAAACGUAAACGUUACGAGAAUGAGCAGGAAGCGGUGACGGUUUCGUCAUCGCCGCCGCCACUGCCGCCGACUGGUCAAGUUGCCGAAGAAGAUGACGCGGUUUCGAUAUUCGCGACCACCACGUCCACCGUUCAUACGCCUUCGGUGGACACGACUGAUAUGGAUUCUUCGUUAUCGAGCGAUUCGGAAGCCAAAAAGCAUUCCGCUGCCGCUGUCGGCGCCAACCUCGCGCGUUCCACCAAUAAAAAUAAGAAAAUGUCUACCGCAUCCGCGCCUCCCGAUUCCGCCGUGCAUAACAAUCUAUUGGCAUCGUGCUAUCCUAUCAAUUUGAGCGACGUUCAACACACGAAUGUGAACGCUGCGGUUGAUGCGCCGAGUUCGGGAGACGACGAAUCGUGGAAUAGCUCGGAUAGCAGCAGUUGCAGUAACUGCUCGGCGUCGUCGGCCUCUUGUCACGAUGCCGGUGGCAGUACCAGUGAAAAAUUCUCCACCAAAAUGGGCAAACGCUCUUCUCAAUAUCGCGGCGGCGGUUGCGGCAAGAAGAAAAAGAAAAAGCUGCGAAACGAACAUUCGCAACGUCACUCCGCUUCGGUGGAAAGUGGCAGUGCUGGCGGCGGUGGCGGCGCGGGCGCGAUGAAUUUGAUGCACUUACCAAACAGCGGUAGCGGUCACGAAAGAAACGCCAUUAACGAGCCGACGCCCACGUUCAACGGCUAUCACCAAGUGGCCAUUAACGAUUUAGUUCGACCUAACGUGCUUACGCAUCACGGUAUCUAUUAUUCUUACCUGGAACAUAAAGCCUCCGAAGAAAUUAAUUCCGAAUCGGACAACGUGAGCCCUAAUUUAUAUCUGAUGGAAGCCAAACGUCUGAAACAUGCGGCCGAUACGGAAAGAGAUCUGGUUGCGCAAGGAAUGCAGUAUUUGGAAGCGAUUCUGUCGUUCGUGCUGACUGGGCACGUGUUGGAACGUAAAAAUCAAAUGGACACCGCCUUCAAUAUGUACAGCGAAACUUUGAAACUGAUUGUGUAUAUUUCGAAGAAAUUUCGUACUUUAUGCGCUAACGUUACCCCGUCCAGCAUACCGAAUAAGAUUGCCAUAUUAAGCUUACGAUGCGAAUCCAUUUUGAAUUUAAAGUUGUACACGAUGCGGGAAAACGAGGUUAAAGACGUACACAACGCAGUCGCCGAGUAUUUCAACAAGUCGGUCGCGGUCGAAGCGUGUUUGAUUUCGAAUCCGGCUGGCAUUCCGAGUCCGCAUUCGCCAACCCCUUCGCCAGCCAGUUCAGUCGGAAGUAAUUCGUCCGGCUACAGUACCGGCGAUCGCAGAUCGGCCGGGGUAUCCCAGUGCAUCGCCGUUCCAGUCAAUCUUCACAUCGCCCUGCAGAAGCAGCAUAACUUCUACUCGAAUUUAAUCGCGUCUUUCAGCUACUGGGAAGAAGCGGAUAAACUCAUAUUUUCUGGUGGAAAUAAAGAUUUCUUCAUCGAAUUGGACAGAUUUUGCGGACCGCUUACCUUACACAGUUCUUUAAAAGAUCUCGUGCAUUACGUACGUGUCGGUAUUCAGAGACUGAAAGCCAUCAUAAGUCACAAUCACGGCGUAUGAAAUCCGAUGCAACUUUCGCUCGAAAUGAAAUCGUCGUUGCCUUCGUUCGAACAGUUUUUUUUUGUCGCAUGUACCUUAUAAAUACCUAGCUGUGGCGCCUGGCGCGGCGUACCGAGUAAGUACGUCUCCUUUCGUCCUCGCCAACCAAGUUGUCAAUCCUUUUUCUCGAUACGAUAUGAUACCAUAUUACAUUUGUGUAUCGUCUAUCUUUCUUCGCCUAAAUGUAGGUGUUUUGAGAUUAUUACGACUAACGUACUACGAGUAUUAUUGUGCAAAUUUAUAUUUAUAGGUAAUUAGGUGUAAUAAUGUAAAUACCGCCAGCAAAAUCGUACAGGCCAACAUCAUUCUGCAAGUAUUUACGUAUGUAAUCGUAAAACUAAACUCCCGUUCGCGAUUCGCGUGUUACAAAAAUCACGUACGUAUAAAUCAGCCAAAUCUCGAGUAAAGCCAUAGGUUAUCCUCGCCACUCACUCCUCUUUGCUCACUGUAAAUAUCAUCGAGCCAGCGCCAGCCAAGCUAACUCAACGAAGCGCGAGUGCUUUUUUAACCUCAAAUUAAAGUGCCUUAUUUCCCAGUCCGUCGUGCGUUGCCUUUCAUGCGAUGCGCGAAAUUGACCCUCGGCGCCGAUUAGUUGCCCAAUUUUAACGAGACAUCGCUGCACACUGUAGCCUACCGUUGCACCGUGCCACAUCAACAAAAAGCUCGUUUAUUUGCAAUUUUUUCCCCCCUAUUUUUUAUACUCUUACGAGAUACCGGUAAACUAAAAAUUACUGCGACUGUUCGUUGUACCCGAAUUCGAACCGGCUGGUUUAACAAGAUAUUAUUACUAUAUAUAUCGUUGUUAUUAUUAUUACAUAUUAUUUGUAGUAUUAGUAUUAUUAAUUAUUAUUAUUAUUAUUAGUAUUGUUGUUGUUGUUAUUAUUGUUGUCAUUAUUAUUGCCGUGUAUUUGUUGGGAUGCGAUUUCGUUUAAUUUGUUCGUGCCGGGAUCAGACAGACUACCGUAAUAGAAGACAUUAACGCGAGUAGUAUAUCGGCUGUUGUACCUUCGUUUCCACCCACAUUUUUUACAAGUUUAUUCCGACUCUGCUCUUCUUCUCGCCCCCAUUUUUUAAAAAGAAAAUUCGCCGCAAAUAAAAUACUAACUAGGUAGGCAUAUAUAUCCUUGAAAAAGGAAAUCGAGACUUCGUUGUUCAAAUUCGUGUAUCAUAUAUUGUAAUCUAGGUAUUGGUAUAACGCGCGCGAGUAUACGAUGUAUACAUUUAGUUACCAUGUUGAAUAAAUCCUUCUUUUUUUUUUUUUUUUUAAUUUAAUCGACGUAUACGGUACGCGCGUUAUCUUUCUUUGUUUUUUUUUUGUUCGGUGACUCGUGGUUUCUUCCUUUCUCUCGAAAUGGUAUUAGUUUAUUACCUCCGUAUGUUUUGCCGUAGGCUACGUAACUACCCUACCCGUGACAAUUUCAUACCCGCGGUUUGCAUAAUGUGUACUAAGUAUAGAGACCUAUCUACAAUGUGUAGCUGUGUACAUAUACAUACUUUAUAGAAAUGGAGACGAAAUAUUAUUGUGAAAUACCAGUUACGUCGUGUAACCCAUGUAUCAUGUUAUUCGUCGUGAGAAAAUGUACGACGACGACGUCGUCGUUGUGAAUUUAUACUAUUUAUUUUCUCUUUCGUUUAUUUAUUAUUUAUUAGUUGAAAAAUGUUAUUUUUAAUUUUUAUUUUGUAUAAACUAUAUCUCGUGAUCAUCAA